Octodon degus (degu) is the source of this 784-nucleotide messenger RNA. RefSeq names its product C-type lectin domain family 3 member B (gene Clec3b). The record is from RefSeq and is a predicted model, not a curated record. The transcript is spliced from 3 exons. NCBI's taxonomy places the organism in Eukaryota, Metazoa, Chordata, Mammalia, Rodentia, Octodontidae. Bases 118 to 723 code for a protein of 201 amino acids.
CUGGACAGAGGUUCUGGUGGCCUCAGCCUUAAGAGGCGCAGGCCAGGCGGCGUCCCCAUUGCUUCCCUUCAGGCCGGCGGUAGCAGCAGCAGCGGGGACAGCAGCAGCUGCGACAGCAUGGCGCUUUGGGGACCCCAGCUGCUCCUCUGCGCCCUCCUUCUCACCCGCAUUGCUGCGGAGGCGCCAACCUCCAAGCCCAAGAAGGCUCCUACUGCCCGGAAGGACCUCGUGAGCCCCAAGAUGUUCGAGGAGCUCAAGAGUCGCCUGGACAGCCUGGCGCAGGAGGUGGCCGUGCUGAAGGAGCAGCAGGCGCUGCAGACGGUGUGCCUCAAGGGCGCCAAGGUGCACCUCAAGUGCUUCCUGGCCGUGGCGCAGGCGCGCGCCUUCCACGCGGCGGGCGAGGACUGCAUCGCGCGCGGGGGGACCCUGGCGGCGCCGCGCUCCGAGGCGGAGAACGAGGCGCUGCGCGAGUACGCGGCGAGCAGUCUGGGCGCGACGGCCGAGCUGUGGCUGGGGCUGCACGACCUGGGCUCCGAGGGCUCCUGGGUGGACGCGAGCGGCGCGCCCGCCGCCUUCCUGCACUGGGAGACGGAUAUCACGGCGCAGCCCGACGGCGGCGCUGCCGAGAACUGCGCGGCCAUGGCCGGGGCAUCGCACGGGCGCUGGUUCGACCGGCGCUGCCGGGACGCGCUGCCCUACGCGUGCCAGUUCGCCAUCGUGUAGACCUGCACCCCUGGGUCCCUCGGAUCCCUUUGCAAAUAAAGUCGGUGCCACUCGAUGGAGA